Molecule: messenger RNA, 3936 nt
Organism: Passer domesticus (house sparrow)
Lineage: Eukaryota; Metazoa; Chordata; Aves; Passeriformes; Passeridae
Gene: GPR20
Product: G protein-coupled receptor 20
Exons: 2
Coding region: 151-1218 (355 amino acids)
Biological process (GO): phospholipase C-activating G protein-coupled receptor signaling pathway; positive regulation of Rho protein signal transduction
Cellular component (GO): plasma membrane
Molecular function (GO): G protein-coupled receptor activity
Source: RefSeq, a predicted model, not a curated record
UCUUCAUAUUCUGUAGUCACUCCAGUUGUUCUGCUUGUAGGAACAGAUGUCUCUUUCCUGGGCUGAUAGCACUCAGGUCCACAAGGAAAUUUUCUUACCAGCAGCUCUUCUAACAUAGAAGGGAGAUCGGGCCAGAGAUUUUGGAAGUCAAUGACCAUGCCGACCUCCUCCACCCAGCUGCCAGCCCUUGAAUCUAUCAACUCCACCAAGCCACCUGACUCCAACAUCAACUUGUUCUCCAAGUUCAUCCACUCAGACAAACAACUGUUCACAGAUUUUUAUAGCCUGUGGAUUGUCCUGAUGGUAGUCAAUGCCAUCAUUUUCCUGGUGGGUGUUGUGCUGAACAGCUUGGCGCUGUAUGUCUUCUGCUUCCGUACCAAGACAAAAACCACCUCUGUUAUUUACACCAUCAACUUGAUUGUAACUGAUCUCCUGGUGGGCUUUUCCUUGCCUGUCCGGAUCAUCAUGUUCUACAGCACAGGGGAUUGCAAGAAUUGUUCCUUGGUUCACAUCUUUGGCUACUUUGUCAACAUGUACUGCAGCAUCCUCUUCCUGACGUGCAUCUGCGUUGACCGCUACCUGGCAAUAGUGCAGGUGGAAGCCUCACGUAAAUGGAGGAACCCCACCUGUGCCAAGGGGAUCUGCAUCUUCAUUUGGAUCUUUGCCACUGUGGUGACUUUCUCCAUCCUGACCAUGGCGAUACAGUUUGCCGAGUGCUGCCUCUCCAAGAUCCUGGUGCUGAUGGUCUGUGAGUACUUCUUCCCCCUCAUCAUAAUCAUCUUCUUCACCACCAGGAUUAUGUGUGCCCUGUCCAAGCCCAGCCUCAUGCACCAGAGUCGAGAGAGGAGAAUGAGGGCUGUGCAGCUCCUUAUCACCGUCCUCAUCAUCUUCAUGAUCUGCUUCACUCCUUUCCAUGUGCUACAGGUCACAAUCUCCAUCAACCCAGACAUGCCCCACAACGUCAGCCUCCUCGUCUACCAUGUGACAGUGACUCUGAGUAGCCUCAAUAGCUGCAUGGACCCCAUUGUCUAUUGCUUUGUCACCAAUAACUUCCAGUCAACCAUGAAAAACAUCUUCAGGAAAACCGAACCAGAGCAAACUAAUGCAGACAUCGUGGGUAUGAACAAGAACUCCAAGGGCUCCAACGCAAUCAUCGCCUUCUCAAACACAAUAGGAAGCCCUCUGAACUUGCCAUCACCAAGCAGUGUUCAGAUAUAACCCACAUCUGAUGGGACACAUUGCAGUAAGCCAGUGCCAUGAUGCUGGAAUAUUGAUAGGAUGCACAAUACUAUAGUUUUUGAACUCUUUGUGUUUUAGGCUGAGGUUCAGACUGACAAUAGUGGAAUUUAUUCCUCAAGAACAUUGUGGUCUGUUUGGAAAUGGAACCUACAAUGCUGUUAGUACCAUACAAAAGAGAGUCCAUUAAUUACUGUUCCCAGCAGGGAAGUUUUCUUUGUAUUUUAAUACAGACAUUUUGCUAGCAACAAACUCUUUACUGUGGUUUUCUUUGCAUGUUUGUCAUCAUAAUGCAACACUUCUAGGAUGACUUAGAAAGCAGGAUAGCUCUGGUUUGUAAUGAAAGAUUUUGUGCCUAUAUGCUUAAGAAUAAAGGACAAGAAGGAAGUUUCCAGAGCUAUCCACUGCAAAGAUUUUAGAUGCCAAUGAAAUAGGAAAAAAGUAUUCCAGCCACAUGUCACUAGUGACUACUCCUUUCCUGAAAAAGUCUGAACCUUCUCAGGGAAGAGAUGAAGUCCAGCAGUGAAGUCUCCUCUUGGCUAUAAGAAAAAAAUAUGUGUCAGUGUAUAUAUUUUCAUACACAUUGUCUAUGUUGGGGAGAGAUUAAGGAUAUGCUCCACCUGUAUUUGGAUCACUAAAUCCCCUGAAUUGCAGAUGAGUAUACAAAAAUCUGUGAAAAUGAACAUGAGUCCCAGCAAAUUCUGCUGUUCUGCUCUGUCUCCCUGAGGAACAGCCAAGAUGAAAACCAGAACCAGACUAUGAUGCUAUAAUACUCUGGUUUGGUUUUUCUUCCUGGCAUGUUGCAACAUCAGGGCUUGCUCUCCUAAUUCCUCCAGCACUCCAUCCACUCAGUCACCCAAAAGCCAAUACUGCCAAGCACAGAAAAUGAAUGCAUCUCAGGCAUCUAGGUUGAAAUCAUUCACCCCAGGACAAACUCACUAGGAUAUUUAAAGAGCUAUGUUUAAAGUCUCUUAAAGGCCUAAAGAGGCUAAGGAUGCUGCAAAAUUCUAUCCCCAGUGGUGGGGGAAUCUUUUAGAUGACAUUAUAUCAAUUAAACAAUGCAAAUGCAAAAAAAAAAUCCUAGGAAAAUUGCAAACCCUGUGGCAUGAACAGCAGUAACUGUUGUUGUUGCUUCACAUUUCCUCACUCACAUCUAUGGCCACUCCAUCUGCAAGGCUACUAUGAAUUCAUCAAGUCUAGUGAUUAGCUUUUCCUAGCACUCACUGGUGUUACUUGUCAGAAAAGGAGGCAUUGGUCCAAGCUGGAGCAUCCUAGAGUACUUGGCUUCCCUGAGGUCUGACUUUGGUACAGACAUCUCUAUUCCACAGGAACACAACAUAUAUGCAACACAUAUAUGUUUCACCUAACCUAUUUCCCUGACCAACCCAAUGAAUAUAAAACUUGAACCAUCAAUAUCACUGCAAUAUGGGAAACUGGGUGUUCCAGUACCUGUUCCAGUGGAGUCUGUAAUUGCCAGUAACUCCUAUUGCCAGGCAUGUGAGCUCUUUCCCAAGCAAUGCAGCUGAGUCAGUGCCCUUCUUCUGGGACUUCUAUUCCUCUGAAGAGGAUUUUCCCUCCAGGGGUGGUGAUGAGAGCCACCAGCACUAUGGCACUAUCCCAUGGGAGGCAAGACUGUUGUCCUGGUCAUGGUUUCACUUCCCAGGGCCCAAUUGUACCAUGGCUUCCUUCUGCCUCAGCUAUUUCCUUAUUCCUGUAAAUCACUGAUACAGGCACCUCACAGCCAAUAUCUGUCAAAUGAUGCAUCAACACACACGGAUCAAGCUCUGACUUCUCAGCCAGGCUGGCCACUUCACAUUUCUGACACCAUUUUCCACCAGUCCCUCUCUUGGAGAAAACAAUCUUUUGCCUCAGAGGUCUGCACUUCUCUGCAAAUUCCUGAAAACUCAAGCCCACCAACCCAGCACACAUGCUCAGAUCUUUCCAUGCCUCCCAAGAUGCUUGUAAUGAAAAUGUGUGUCAUAUAUACAGAGCUGUUAACAGCACUGUUUUGCCAAGGCUACUCAGAGAAACAGUAGAAAAUGUGCAGGCCCUGUGCAUAGCUUAUUUUAGCUUCUUUGUUCCAACAACCCACAGAUUCACACCUCCCAUUCUCUUGCUAUCAAGAGUAUUUUUGCCAUAUACAGAAAUGUCUUAACAUCUUUCUCAGUUCAGUUGUUCAUUUGAGGUCAGUAUAAAAUCUCUAAGAUUAUUUGCUUAGAUUUUUUUUAAGUUCCUAAACAAUGUCUAAGUCAAAGCUAUGUCCGUCUGCUGUAAACUUCACUUGUAGUCUGAAUUGUCCUUACUGUCAGUGUAUUAUUCACUCCCCAUAAAAGCCUCCUGAGACUGGAUAAUUCCCUUUAUUUUUAAUGCCUAUUGCCUUGUCCAGAGCUUUCAGUGGUUCUUCUUCAUUUUAUAUCAGCUCCAAAACAGGAUCUGCUCCCUUAUCAAAGACACAGUCUUUGAAAAUUGGAAAGAGAUCGAUUUUUUCACAAACUGACCGACUUUUCUGUGAGUUUUUGAGCUUUCUAUUUAAUCCAUACUGUUUAACAUCUCGCUUUUCCUCAGGGUACAGUACUUGCUAAAUUUCUGUCCUAUUUAAAAUCACCCAUUUGUGCUCAGGGCACAAAGUGGAAAAACAGAACCAAAAACUCAGCUAUCAUCAGAAAUAUUUCCCCAAACAGCAUGGUUUUGGGGGGCAUC